Molecule: messenger RNA, 4522 nt
Organism: Tigriopus californicus
Lineage: Eukaryota; Metazoa; Arthropoda; Copepoda; Harpacticoida; Harpacticidae
Product: papilin-like
Exons: 3
Coding region: 489-4352 (1287 amino acids)
Molecular function (GO): serine-type endopeptidase inhibitor activity
Source: RefSeq, a predicted model, not a curated record
CAUGGAUAUUGGAGAUGCACUCAGAAGCAUGAAAUAGGGCGAGGUCAUCCUUUCAAAAAAGCUUACCGCGUCCCAAUAUUAAAGGAAAUUGAGUAAUCAAGGUGCUUUUGAAAUGGAAAUUCCCUCCUCUUUUUGCAUUCAGUCCAAUCUGCACCAAUUUCUUUGAUGCAACAAUUCACCCAAAUUGCCUCGUCGCUCAAAAAGUGUGAAAGCAAUUCUUUGCGUCGAGAUGUCUGUAAGUUAGCUAUGUGUUAAAGGUGGAGAUGGAACCCUAGAAGAGCACUUCAUCUUGCUGAGGGAAAUAGAGGUUAUUCUGUCAUUGCACCGACGGCGAGAACGACAAGAACGACACGACAAGCGGGCGACCCAAAAGUGGAACGACACUUACACAAUUUUUUGAAUGUGUGAAAGGCGAGCGAAGUGACUAGCCAAUAUUGUCCAUGUGGUGAGACCGAGACCGAGGCAGGGUCAUUGCUUUCGGAAGCAUCAUGAGGGUGAAACCUGUGCAUUUGUGGAUGAUCAUAGUCCUGGUGAUCAGUGACACGAAUUGUCUUAGAAUUUUGAGCUCACCAUCCGCAUCCAGGACGUCAAGUUUGGAACAGAGUGGGCCAAGUGAUCCCUACGUUUACGUGCGAUUCAAGCGACAAGAGCUGGAAUACGAUGAAGAUCUUGACGAGAUCUUCGGUGAGGCCAGUGGUAGUGGACAGAUGGAGGGCUCAUCUGACAAUGAUCUCGGAUCAGCUGUCCUUGAAAGUUAUCAAGGGUCUGUUGAAGAGGACGACAUGGCCGUGGAUGUGGAAUCUGGUUCGGGCGAAAUGGUAUUGGAAGAUCAAAUUGAGACCCCUUUGAUGCCUGAAAACGUGGAGGACUUGAGUGGAUCGGGGUCAGAGUCGCCAAGUGGUCUAGAUAUAGAACAAAGUGGGUCGGGCAGUGAUAAUAGUUCAGGCAGUGAAGUACCUUACCUUCCCGACUACUUUGAAGCUCCUUCAGGUUCCGGCGAUGAUGCUUCAUCAGAGCCUAUUGAGAGUCUGCUUGCCGAUUCCUCAGGAGAACAUAUUGACACUGGAGAAAUUGGGAGCACCUUUCCCGUUGCUGAUCGAGCCUCUGGUUUUGGCGAUGAUGAGGCCUUUGCUUCUGGUGAUCUUGAGGAUGAGAUUGUAACCGAGGGGCCAUCUAAUUCCUCUUUUGCAAAUGCUGAAGGAUCUGCUGAAGAGGCCAUAAAUACUGAAGCAUUCGAUACUGUAGAGGAGCCACCAAAACCUGAAGUUAGAAGUGAUAUUGAAACUGAGGAAAUGAGCGAAAUUGAGGAAAAUAUGGAGGGAUCCGCAACAGGUUCGGAAGUGGAAGAAAUUGAAGAAGACAUUGACGGUUACAGUGACGGCUCUGAGCAAGGGAUUGAAGCGGACAUUGAUGGUUCCGGUGACGACUCUGAGCGGGGGAUUGAAGAAAGCACUGACGGGUCCGGUGAACACUCUGAGCAAGGGAUUGAAGCGGACAUUGAUGGUUCCGGUGACGACUCUGAGCGGGGGAUUGAAGAAAGCACUGACGGGUCCGGUGAACACUCUGAGCAAGGGAUUGAAGCGGACAUUGAUGGUUCCGGUGACGACUCUGAGCGGGGGAUUGAAGAAAGCACUGACGGGUCCGGUGAACACUCUGAGCAAGGGAUUGAAGAGGGCAUUGAUGGAUCCGGUGAAGACUCUGAGCAAAGGGUUGAAGAAUCCAGUGAAAAUCCUGACAGGAACCGUCCUGAGGAAGGCACUGAAGAGCUUCAAGUUGGAGAAAGUUUUGGAUUAGAUGAUUUGGUCAAUGGCACUACUGAAGACGAAAAUACAACCUUGGGAUCAGGUGAAUCAUUUGAUGAAAUAGCUUAUGAUGUAUUCAGUGGUGUGAGUGAAGUGGAGAUAGUGGACGAAAAUCAAAUUGAAAACAAUCAAACUAGUUCUCAAGGGAUUGUUCCAGAAGAAAAUGUUGUGACACAAAUUUCGUCCACAAUCAUUAUUGAAAACGAAGAUGAUGGAUCAGGAUCAAGGUUCCAAUUCAGCAUGGAAAGCAAUGAAAGCUCAAAUGGAAAUACGACAUUGAUUGUCGAUGAAGACCUUGAGGAAGUUUUGAAUGGAACCAUCUUUCAAGAAUUCGAGGAUUCCAUUGCCAAUGUCACUUUUAAUGACACUUAUGAAGACCUCCUUGAAACAGAAGAUACAAAUGUGCAUUUAAAUGAGACAAUUAACAUGGACGCAGAAGAUGUUGGCAACGAUAUGACCGAAGACAACUCAGAGGAUGCUAGUCCAGAGUCUAUCUUUCCCAAAGUCCUUCCAUCUUUGUACGAGACUGAAUUUUGUUUAAACCUUACCUUUGGAUGUUGCCCCGAUCUGAACACUCCAGCUCAUGGUCCCAAUCAAGAAGGAUGCUGUCUGAGUGCCGAGUUUGGCUGUUGUCCAGACAACAUUAUUCCAUCAUUAGGGAAAGAAAAAGAGGGUUGCACGUGCAUUGAAUCUCCCUUCGGAUGUUGUCCAGAUGGAGAGAGGUCCGCCCUUGGACCACAAUUAGCAGGCUGUGGUUGUCAAAACACCCCAUACGGUUGCUGUCCAGAUGAUUACACCCCUGCUCAAGGAGAGGACUACGCAGGGUGCUCUUGUGUCACUUUUGAGCACGGAUGCUGUCCUGACGGAACCACCGUGGCACAAGGUCCCAAUCUGGAAGGUUGUCCUGGAUGUGAAGCAUCGGAAUAUGGGUGCUGCCCGGAUGAGUUCACGCCUGCUGAUGGUCCUUACAAUUUAGGUUGUGAGUGUGCCGGAUCCAAGUUUGGAUGUUGUCCAGAUGGAGUUUCUGAAGCUCUUAAUCCAAUUGUUCAAGACUUGAACGAAACGAAAAGUGACACAGAAGAGGAAAUGGAAACAGAGGACUUUAAAGGAUGUGGUGAAAUACCAGGAGCUGCCUGCCAACUCGAAAAAGACCCUGGUACUUGUAAAGAAAAUUUCACCGUCAAGUGGUUCUUCGAUCACGCCUACGGAAGUUGUUCGCGUUUUUGGUGGUCUGGUUGUGGUGGUAACAUCAACCGAUUUAACAACGAAAAUGAGUGCAAGACUCAGUGCAUAAAACUCGAGGGAAAAGGUCGAUGUUAUCUCCCGAAGGUUACUGGUCCUUGCAAGGGAUCGCAAAGCUCAUGGUACUUUGAUAUGAAGUGGAAUAAGUGCAUGCCGUUCUUGUAUGGUGGAUGCCUGGGCAACUCCAAUCGAUUCAAAUCCAAGGUGGAAUGCCAAGAGACAUGUUUAAACACCCGAACUGAGGAACUAGAUGUCUGUUCACAGCCCAAAGAACCUGGGCCUUGUCGGGGCCUAUAUCCAAGGUUUUAUUACGACCAAAAGCAGGGGUUAUGCCAGGCCUUCAAUUACACGGGAUGUCAAGGAAACAAGAAUCGAUUUUCAACGAUGGAGGCUUGUCAAAACACCUGCCAGCAUAAAGCUUUAUUGGUUCAGGCCAAGAAAAGCUGCAAUCUGCCCAAAAUGCAGGGACCUUGUGAGGAAAAGCAAGCAAAGUGGCAAUUCAAUUCAAAGUCAAUGAGUUGCGAACCCUUCUACUACUCUGGAUGUGGAGGGAAUAACAACCAGUUCGACUCGCUUCAGGAAUGCCAGAAAUCUUGUCCAAACGCCUUCCCACCAGAACUGGAUGUGAAGGCCAAGCUUUUGGUGGUUGAAGAAAAUCAAGAGGCCUGGCUUCAGAUCACGGUAGAGGCCAACCCACCUCCCACAGUCAAAUGGUUCUUCAACAAGGAGCCGGUGCUGGUUGACGAGCGCAUUAAAAAGAAUGCUGAUGGAUCCCUCAAGAUCAUGCCUGCUCAAAUGAGCAACUCUGGCAUUUACACGGUCACAGCCGAUAAUGGAGUUGGACAGCCAGCAAGGAAACAGAUCACACUGAAGGUCCAUCCCAGUAAGAUGCCAAUCCAAGUAGUUGUUCCCAAUGAGAACUCUGUAUUCAAAUUUGGACAAGAAAUGCUCCUGAAAUGCUUGGUCAAGGGUUAUCCAAUCCCAAUUAUCCGCUGGUACAAGAACAACACUCCGUUGCAAAAGUCCGGAAGGAUUCACCUCUUGGAUGAUCACAGCCUCGUGAUCGAUAAUGCCACUCCCAUUGAUGGAGGCGUUUAUACCUGCAGAGCAACCAAUAAGUUCGAAACAGUAAAGCAAGAUCUGGAGAUCAAAGUGGAAAAAGGCGAUGUUCCAAAGCAGUGCGUGGAUAAACCUCAAUUUGCCAAUUGCGAGCUCAUAGUAAAGGGGGAGUUCUGCGCCAAGAGUAAAUACUACGCCGAUUUCUGCUGCAAGUCUUGCACCAUGGCUGGUCAAAUCUCGCCACCCUAGCUACAGAGUCAGUGUUGCUACUUAAAAGACGUUCCGUGCAUGAACGGGCUUGUGGAAAUUCAUUUAAUACGAAUCUUUUUCAAUCGCUACUCUAUCCUAAUGUCUUGACCUAAAUGCAAUUUUUGUCGUUAGAUUAGAUGCAUGACAAUUAAAACUUCUUGGAAAGAUGA